AUGUUUUAGAUUCCAUGCCUUCCUGGCCAUGAUAAUGUAGAUUUUUUUUGUGUUGAUGAAAAUUGCAAGGAUAACAGAUGUUAUUGUUUUAAUCAAUGUAUUAAGAAUGAUAAACAGCAUAAUCAUGAUUCUAAAUAUCUGUUUAAAAUAGACUAAUUACCUAAUUAUUUAAAUGACAUCAAUAAAUUAUUUUAAUAGAUUAUAAAAGAUUUAGAUAAAAAGUUUGAAGAUCUUUGUUAUUAAUUAAAAUAAUUAAAAAAACAUCUUUCAAUUGCAUUUGAAUGGAAGUUAGAUAAGUUAAAAUGUUUAAAGGGAAAUAAUAUCAAAAUUGCUUUGAACAAUUUGAUUAGGAUUAAAGAAUAUUAAAAUAGGUUAAAUAUGAUAUUAAAUGAAAAUGUUUAACUAUUAUCUCAAACACUCAAAGAAUGUAUUGUAGACUUAUAACUAAAAGAUGUAAUUCAUUAAAUUAUAAAGUAGAUGAAUGUUUUCUAAUUUUAUCAGUUGUAGGAUUGUAAUAUUAAUGAAAAGGAAAUAUGUAAUGCGAUAAAUGUAAAUUACGAUUUCUCAGUAAUUAUUUGUGCAUUUAAAAGCUUCAUCAAAAUUUAUGAAUUUAAACCGUAAUCUUUUUAAGAAAUAUAAAAAAUAAAUAUGGAUGAUGAUGUUGAAUAGUUAACUUUCAUUAAUCAAACAAAUAAAUUUAUCGUUUUCAGUUUAUAUGAUAGAGAAGGUUAAAUUUUUUCAAAAGUUUAAGAUUGUUGGAAAUGUUAAUAGACAAUUCGACCUCCAGUUUCCCUCGUUAUUCUUUUAUUUGGAAUUCACUACUAAAGGUCAUUAAUAAUGACCAACGAUGGAACUAUAAUUUUGUUCCUUUCCUCAAACUGCUCUAGCAAUGUAAUGAUUUUAAUAUAUAAAAAUCAUUCUUAUUAAGAGUGGAAACUUCUAAGUUUUGAAAGACUUUAGAUGAAGUCCUAUAUUUUUAAUACUGACAUGAAUGAAUCAGAGAAUUUAAUUAUUUUGAGCAAUAAAUAAAGUAUCUAGAUCAUUUAGAAAUAAAAUCAAGUAGUAAGAUUGGAUAAUAUACAGGUAAUUUAAACUUCAGAAAGCAAUCCUUAUGCCAAAUUUAUAAAGGAUAAUUAAUUUAUUUCUUCUGAACACUCUCAUUUGUGUAUCUAUAAAUAAAACAAUAACAAUUAAAUGUUUGAAAAAAUAAAAAAAGUAAAUUUAAAUUUUGGAAUGGAUUUAUCUGAUGGUAUCAGAAUUUUACAAUUUAAUAAAAUAAAAAAGUUCUUAUUAAUUUCUAUUAACUCGGUACUGCAUAUAAUUAGAAUUUGUGAUAAUGAAGAUUUGAAAAUUGAAUAUUGUGUUGAAGAUAGCAAUAAAUGUGGAAUGAUCAGUUAAAAUGGAAUAUAUUUAGUAACAUAAAACUAAGAAUAAAAAUAAAUUACAAUAAGGUAGCUUUAAGAAUGA
Messenger RNA from Paramecium sonneborni, 1467 nucleotides. The record is from the annotation of a GenBank genome assembly. Lineage: Eukaryota; Ciliophora; Oligohymenophorea; Peniculida; Parameciidae.